Molecule: messenger RNA, 1329 nt
Organism: Triplophysa dalaica
Lineage: Eukaryota; Metazoa; Chordata; Actinopteri; Cypriniformes; Nemacheilidae
Product: cytoglobin-1-like
Exons: 3
Coding region: 163-684 (173 amino acids)
Biological process (GO): oxygen transport
Molecular function (GO): oxygen binding; iron ion binding; heme binding
Source: RefSeq, a predicted model, not a curated record
UCCAUUCAGAAGAGAGAGAGAACACACACGGCUCUGUGUGAAGUGCGAGCGAGGGAGUCUUGAAGAGAGAGAGAGAGGACACACACGGCUCUGUGUGAAGUGUGUGAGAGAGGCUUUAAAGAGCGAGUGAGAAUACAGAAGACACACACGACUCUGAUCGACAUGGACGCAGGUGUGAAGAACACAGGGAGCAUCACAGAUGAAGAGGUGUCUGUGAUCCAGGACACGUGGAGACCGGUGUACGAGGUUAAAGAAGACGCCGGGGUGGCUGUGCUGGUCAGGUUUUUCACAAACACUCCAUUGGCAAAGCAGUACUUCGAUCACUUCCGUGACAUCCAGGAUCCAGAAGAGAUGCGUCAGAACGUCCAGUUGAGGAAACACGCGGUGAGGAUUAUGACGGCCCUCAACAUGCUGGUGGUGAACCUUCGUGACGGAGACAAAGUCGACAACAUCUUUAAUCAGAUGGGCAAAUCACACGCGCUCAAACACAAGGUGGACCCCAGUUACUUUAAAAUUGUAACUGACGUCAUUCUGGAAGUGCUGGUUGAAGCUUUCCCACAAGUCUUCAGUGAAAUGUCAGUGCAGGGGGCGUGGUCUAAACUCAUGAGCAUCAUGUGCAGUGAGCUGAAUAAAGUCUACACUACAGUCGGCUGGGAUUCCAUCAAAAACUCCACUGAGAUCUGAAAGAGAAGAUAAGAGACGCUCUCCAGCAGUUUAACUGGAUGAAAUUACGACUAAAAGACAGAUGGGCGGUCCGCUAUCCGCCCAGACCCCACCCAGGAAAGGAUGUCAUACCGUCUCUAUUGUAUGACAUACACCAAAGAGUAGCACAGAUAUUUGAUGUACGGUGAUACUUGUAAAUGUUUGAGAUAAUUGAGAGAAUAAGAGUGAAUGGGGCAAAGAGAAGUGAACCUUACAUUAUCAAAAAAAUGUGGAAUUUUAAUCAUCGCCAAAAAACCUUAGCAACUGUUUUCAGUUCAAACUAACAAACACACACGUGUUGACAUACAGAUGAGUGUAGAAAUGAUAAACCCGAGCGCAGUCCACACACACAGCAGUAAAUAUUUACACAUUCUCCAACCGAGAGUUUGCAAACAUGAAUUCCAUUUCACAUCUGUGCAUUUCUGAUCAAUAUAAAUACUGUAAGAUUAACGCCGGGUUCAGCCAAAUCAAAUGAGUUCGCAGUGAUGUGUGUUUGUUUUUCAGGAAUGUUCUAUUGUACAAAGUUUGAACUGAUUUCUUUUAUAUGUAUUGAUUCUUAAACGGUAAAAUAGACAUUGAUUGUAAAAUGAAUUUAAAUAAAGCUUCUCUUCUUGUGUCUUUCCUUUA